AUGACCAUCCUCUCCUCCGGACAGUCAGACUCCGCCGAUGCCAUCGCUGCCGCCGCAGGAUGCGCAGCAAAUCACACCGAGGAUAAGCCGUACCACUCAAAACGGCCUCACAAGAAGUCCCGGACGGGAUGCAAGAACUGCAAGACCCGCAAGGUGAAGUGCGAUGAGGCUCGUCCGACGUGUCGUAACUGCGUGCUCCGUAAGGCCAACUGCGUCUACCCCGGACCUUCCCACUCCCACUCCGACCACGCUCCGGGAUCGCCAUCUGGCUCCUCCCCCGGGCCCUUCUCACCGGCCCGCUCGCGGUCUCAUACGCCGCCGCACCACAUGGGCGGUGACGACGACUCCAAUGCCCUCGUCAUCCGGGAGCCGCUCUACAUCCCCGCCGGCGAUAGGGAUGUCAUCGAUAUGAAGCUGUUGUGGUUCUAUACUACCAACACCUUCACGUCGUUUGCUACGCAGGCUGGAAGAGUAAAGCGGAUCGACGAUAUCUUGAAGGUCAAGAUACCCGGUCACGCUUUUGAAAGUCCGUUUCUCAUGGACUGUCUGCUGGGCACAUCAGCCCUCCAGCUACAGCAUCUGAAGCAGGACAUUGCCCCCUCACGCGCACUACGAUAUCGUGCACGCGCCUUUGAAGGGUACCGCAAAGCCAUUGAAGAGGGCAAACCGGAAACCUUCCCCGCUCUCAUCGCAACCUCAUUACUUCUCACAGCCCUCUCAUCGCAAAUGUUCCGCGAAGAGGGCACAAAAGACCUGUACAUCAUCGACUGGAUGGUCGUCUGGCGCGGCAUCGGUCUCAUGAUCGACAUGGCCACACCCCAAACGCUAUGGGACUCGGGCCUCGCGGAGCUCUUCAUGCGGCCGCCCAUCAACCUCGACGAGGCUGCCAAGCACAUUCCCAACAACCUGCUCUUCAUGAUCUCCUCCAUUCAGCCGGGCGACCCGGAAUACAACGAUAUAUCAACCUACUACGACACGCUCAAGUACCUCGGCUCCCUCUACGCGGAGCUCGUCGCCGGCUUCGGCCCCAUCAUGACCCUCCGCGUCGUGACCUGGUUUACUUUCAUACCCAAAGGAUUCGUCGAGCUCGGCCGGGAGAAGCGGCCUCGGGCGCUCGUCAUCCUUUCCCACUACCUCAUGUUCAUGAAAGCAGUGCAGAACCUGUGGUGGAUCGAGGGCAUCGGCGACCGCGAGAUCGCAGGGAUCGUAAACUACCUGGGCGAGUCGUGGUACGAACAGCUCGCCAUGCCGCGUCUGGCUCUGCUGCUGGACGACCGCACCGACAUCGCGCGGCUCAUCCUCGGUGAUCCGGAGUGGGAGUCGCCCGUCGACUUUUACAAUGCCCCGACGCGGGAUCCGCGCACCGAGUUGCUUACUUGGGUCGACGACCACGGCAAGCGAUACAAGGGCAUGCCGCAACGCGUCGGGGACUUGAACCCCGCAGCCCCGGCGCCGCGCACGCUACCCUGGGAGAGAGAUGGCUUCCACAGGGACCCGAUGAUGCUCAGUCCCGCGGGACGGCGGUAUGCUGAGAGAGUGCUAGAGGCGAUCGACUCGGGAGUGCAGGACAUGAAUGUAUCCUGA
Colletotrichum orchidophilum is the source of this 1584-nucleotide messenger RNA. RefSeq lists its product as uncharacterized. The coding region runs from base 1 to 1584 and encodes 527 amino acids. Gene Ontology annotation, biological process: regulation of transcription by RNA polymerase II. Gene Ontology annotation, molecular function: zinc ion binding; DNA-binding transcription activator activity, RNA polymerase II-specific. The transcript has a single exon. Lineage: Eukaryota; Fungi; Ascomycota; Sordariomycetes; Glomerellales; Glomerellaceae. The record is from RefSeq and is a predicted model, not a curated record.